Messenger RNA from Drosophila ficusphila, 649 nucleotides. RefSeq names its product mitochondrial import inner membrane translocase subunit Tim9 (gene Tim9a). The transcript is spliced from 3 exons. The record is from RefSeq and is a predicted model, not a curated record. Lineage: Eukaryota; Metazoa; Arthropoda; Insecta; Diptera; Drosophilidae. The coding region runs from base 249 to 536 and encodes 95 amino acids.
UUUACAAAAAAGGAUAUAAACAUGGUUUGGUCGUAGUAAUUAAAUUAUGUUUGCUUUUAGAAUCAAUACAUUGGUUAAAUAUGUUCAAUACUACAUCGAUGAAUAAGGGAUCAUCGAGUGAUCGAUAGUACAGAAUAAACAUCGACUUAGGGUCCGGCGCUAACCAGCUGUCCCUAUUAUUUAAUACAGGCACAUUAUUGUUAGCCCCUUUCGAUUGAAGAAACUUGAAUCAAAUAUCGCAGCUUAAGAUGGCCAAGACCCCGGAAAACAUAGCGCUGGAUCAGCUGGACAAGGACCAAAUGAAGACGUUCUCCGACUUCCUGAUGUCCUACAACAAGUUGUCAGAAAUGUGCUUCACAGACUGCGUACGUGACUUUACAUCACGGGAUGUCAAGGACUCUGAGGAGAAGUGUUCGCUAAACUGUAUGGAGAAGUACCUUAAGAUGAACCAGCGCGUAUCGCAGCGUUUCCAGGAGUUCCAGGUGAUCGCCAACGAGAAUGCCUUGGCCAUGGCCCAAAAGACUGGCAAACUAUAGGUGUUCUAACUUUAGCUAUAACAAUCUUAACUAGUUUAGACAACUGAGAUGAUGCAUUUUUCCUGCAUUUGUCAAAAUAGCUGAGUAAAGAAAUGAGUUGACUUUUUCCCGAA